Molecule: messenger RNA, 3447 nt
Organism: Salvelinus fontinalis (brook trout)
Lineage: Eukaryota; Metazoa; Chordata; Actinopteri; Salmoniformes; Salmonidae
Exons: 5
Coding region: 258-989 (243 amino acids)
Source: RefSeq, a predicted model, not a curated record
GUGGGUCAGGCGGCGCCCCCGCUCUCUGAUUCAUAUCGCGUGAUUUCUGAUGAUAGUUCUAGAUUAUAUCGAUGUAUUUCUGUUAUUGUACGGGGUGCACCGUUCUACUCAUGAGCACAAAAAAAAAAACAGCAGGCUAUUUCCGGUUAGGCUACCUUUCAAAGAUAAUGAAAGUGAAAGGGUAUUGUCAUACAUAGGCUAGAUAGGUUAACCUACACGACAUAUUGUUCUGCAGUCCCUAUACGUUUUCUUCAAGCAUGGAUAAAUUGAGAAAGAUAAAGACAGUUCUGACAGACAUCUUGUCAGUGGAAGCCAGUUUCAUCAUUCAGCAUGUACACCAGGCGGGCCUGGUGACUCCACGCGAAUACAGGAACCUGAACAAUAGCAGUAAAUUAAAUCCAGAAGAGUCCAUCAUCAGUCUGCUGGAUGCCCUCAUAUUCAAAGGAGGAGAUGAGAAAUGCACUAAAUUCCUGACCCUGUUGCAGCAUCCAGACAUCAGAUUAAACUUCCGCAAACUGGAAGAAAUCAAACACAUCGACAUAGCUCCGGCACCCAGUAGCCCAGCACCCCCAGACGCUGUCCCAACCUCUGCCUCCUCCACAGUCCACACCCAUCGCCCAACCACAUCAGGUUCAAACAUUCCAACUACUCCUGUGAAAAAGAAAAACCGGAGAAGUACCACUGCGUGUGGAACCAUCAAAGACGUUUCUGAGGUGAAGAAGGGGCAGACGGGGGGGAAAUACUUCCAAGCUGUUCUAAACCACGAGGAUGGGCCCAUGGUCAUUCUCAUUUUGGAUCUAGAGAAACGAAAAAUCUUUCUAGGAGCAGAGAAGAGAAGGUCUUCUGUAAAGUUGAAGAGUAUCUCAUUCGAGAAACUUGGAAUUAACAAGUACCAAGAGGGGAUAAAGUUCACAAACAAAUCCGAAUUGACUUACACAAGAGUCAAAAACACUACAAAGAUGGAACCCACUGCUGAUGAAAAAGAAUAAAAACAUUUUUAAAAAACUAGAAAGAAAUUUUAAGGGUGACCUACUGACCAGACCAGAGGCAAUUCAUUAACUACCUAGCCUACAUUAUGUAAAUACAGUGCCCUCAGAAAGUAUUCACACCUCUUAACUUUUUCCACAUUUAGUUGUAUUACAAGGUGGGAUUAAAAUUGAUUUGUCAUUUUUUGUCAGUGACGUUCACACAAUCCUCUGUAGUGUCAAAGUGGAAGAAAAAUUCUAACUUUUGUAUUAAAAAAAAAUACAUGAAAAAUACAACAUUAAUAUAUCUUGAUUGCAUAAGUAUUCAACCCCCUGAAUCAAUACAUGUUAAUAACUUCUGGCAGCAAUUACAGCUGUGAGUUUCUGGGUAAAUCUCUUAAGAGCUUUGCACACCUGGAUUAUACAAUAUUUGCACGUUAUUCUUAUUUUAAUUCUUCAAGCUCUGUCAAGUAGGUUGUUGAUCAUUGUUAGACAGCCAUUUUCAUGUCUUGCCAUAGGUUUUAAGCCAAUUUAAGUCAAAACUGUAACUAGGCCACUCAGGAACAUUCAAGGUCGUCUUGGUAAGCAACUCCAGUGUAUAUUUUGCAUUGUGUUUUAGGUUAGUGUCCUGCUGAAAGGUGAAUUUGUCUCCGAGUCUUAUGGAAAGCAGACUGAACCAGCUUUUCCUCUAGGAUUUUGCCUGUGCUGUCACGAAUUCCGCCGAAGUUGGUCCCUCUCCUUGUUCGGGCGGCAUUCGACGGUCGUCGUCACCGGUUUUCUAGUUGCCACCGAUCCACGUUUUCUUUUUCCAUUUGUUUUGUCUUCAUUGUACACACCUGAUUUCCAUUUCAUAAUUAUUGUUCCCUAUUUAACCCUCUGGUUUCCCCAUUGGUUUUGUGCGUGUUUGUUCUGUGUUAAGCUGUCGCGUAUAUUUGUGAGCUGAGUUAGUUUCCCUGCGUGGAAUAUUUUGUUGAGUAAAGACCUUUAUUACUCAUUCUCGGUGUCCUGUGCCUGACUCCGUCCCUCCUGCUGCUCAUUGACAUGUGCUUAGCUCUAUUUCGUUUCUUGUUAUUAAAAAAAAAACUCCUUAGUCCUUGCCCGAUGACAAGCAAGCCACCACCAUGCUUGAAAAUAUUAAGAGUGGUACUCAAUGAUGUGUUGUGUUAGAUUUGCCGCGAACAUAACACUUUAUAUUUAGGACAUAAAGUUAAUUUCUUUUCCACAUUUUUUGCAGUUUUACUUUAGUGCUUUAUUGCAAACAGGAUGUAUGUUUUAGCUUGUACAAAAUAAAAUAUUCUUUCUUCUUUUCACUCUGUAAUUUAGGUUAUUUUUGUGGAAUAACUACAAUGUUGUUGAUACAUCCUCAGUUUUCGCUUAUCACAGUCAUUAAACUCUGUAACUGUUUCAAAGUUACCAUUGGCCUCAUGGUGAAGUCCCUGAGUGGUUUCCUUCCUCUCCGGCAACUGAGUUAGGAAGGAAGGACGCCUGUAUAUUUGUAGUGACUGGGUGUAUUGAUUCACCAUCCAAACUGUAAUAAAUAACUUUGCCAUACUCAAAGGUAUAUUCAAUAUCUGUCUUUAGGGAUAUUCAAUAUCUGUCUUUCACAUUUUUACCAAUAGGUGCCUUUCUUUGCGAGGCAUUGGAAAACCUCCAACUUAUUAUGUGACUUGUUUAAUUCGGAACUUAUUUAGGCUUGCCAUAACAAACACUUAUUGACUCAAGACAUUUCAGCUGUUAAUUUUUUAUUAAUUUGCAACAUUUUUGAAAAUGUUGAGAAAAAAACGAUUCCACUUUGACAUUAUGGGGUAUUAGGUGUCGACCAAUGAUACAACAUCUCAAUUUAAUCAAUAUUAAAGGCUGUAGCACAACAAAAUAUAGAAAAAGUCAAGGGGUGUGAAUACUUUCUGAAGGCACUGUAUAUAUUUGUGUAUUUCAAGUAGCCAUUAGAGUUCCACACUUCCCGUAGGGCUUAGAACUCCACAAUGAUGAUACCAAUCACCAUAUCAAACCACUUGCCUAAUAAUGUGUAGCCCACUGCAGCUCAAAGAAAAUGUAGUAGCUACAGGUCAACUCUGUAUUAGCAUAUUUUUUGUGAAAUAAUUAUUCCAACACAGAAUAACUAUUCCAACAAAGUAGUAGCCUACUGUUUUUACAAAAUCACUAUUGAACUAGUGCUGAAUACCCAUAGGCAGUUUUUAAAAAUGUAAUGUCUUCUCUUUACCACAAGAUGGUACCACAAGAUGGGUGUUGAAAGGUCCAUUUGAUUUGGCUGAACCACUAGGGACCUCACCUGCUGUGGACACUGUUCAAUAUUGGUUUUACUGUAACACCAGUUGGUUCAGCAUUCAUCUAAUUCACCAUUCUGAGGUUCUAGUUCUAAGUCUCUCUUUUUGUUAUGGAUCCUUUUUUUAACGUGCUGUAUUUUCUCUACGUAAUGCACAUUUCUGUGAACAACAGACUAUAAAGUAAUAUCUAAUCUAAA